AUGAAUGUUAAGCAUUUGAAUAAGACAGAAACGAAAGUCAUUGAUCAGUUAAAUUCAUAUCAUAAAAAGUUUAAAACAAACGAUACUCGAUCAAUAUUAACAACAACAAAUUAUUAUCCACAAAAAUAUAUUUCUGCACAUACAUGUUAUGCAAGUACACUUUUCAAAGAUUAUUUAAGAGAUCAACCUACUUAUCUUCAAGAAAAUUGUGUAAUAGAAUAUAGUGGAUUUAAAACAAAUUUAGGUGAAAUUCAUGCACACUUAACCAGACAAGGACAAAUAAGGAAAAAACAACAAAAAUAUCUUGGACAAAAUUGGAAUGCUCAUAAUGAACAACGAUAUGUCAGUCAAAAACGACAAUCAAAACCCACCAGUUUAUUGCAACCGUAUACGUCAGAAUCAAAACAAUCACUUUCACACUCUCAGAAACAUAUAUCAAAUAAUAAUAAUGACGACGACGGAUUUCGUGAAUAUCUGAUUAAUGCAUUGAGUUCCAAAACGUCAAACAACAAUCGCCAUCAUCACCACCAUGUUAAUCUAUGUCGAGCAGUAACAAAUUUACGCGAAAAUGAUCGGAAACGAGUAUCAUUGUCAUCCAGUGAUUCUCAAGAUCAUGAGGUUGAAUACUAUAUGAAUCGACAACAACGUAUCAUUAUGGAACAGGCAAGAACUGAUAACUCAGACAAGGAACAACCGACGAGGACGAGAACUAAUGGUCCAAUUAUACCAGCAAUUAUUCAUCAGAUAGACAGAUUAACAACAAAUAAGUCUGAUUACACAACAGAAACAGUGUUCAUUACUGGAAAUAAUGAUAUUAGACGACCUAUUCCUAUAAGACCCACAAUUAUCACAGGCGGUGAACAACAUCAUAUAAUAAUUGAUCAGUGGAAAGAGAAAACGGAUGAAACGGAUGAGAAAAUAGCUGUUUCCACAAAUAAAUCUUUUAAAGCAUCAAACGAUGAUAAAUCUCAAAUUAUUCAUCAUCAGAGUCGUUCCUGGUAUCAUGAUCGUACACAAUCAUGGCGAAAACUAGCUGCUAAUAUUCUUCCGUCACAAUUAUGUAAAAUUCAACGGUUUCAACAAGAAGCGCAACGUAAAAAUAUCAUGACAAUACCAUCAAAAGGAAAACAACAAUUUGAACAACUCAUUAAACCAUUAUUAAAAAUGAAUAAACAACUCCCGACAAAUAAAUCCCAUUAUCAACCGAAUUCGUUUGAUAAACAACAUUCACACGUUGUCCAACAAAUAAUGCCAUCACCAUUACACCGCAAUCAACAAUCUACUGGUCAACAACUCGAAAAUAGUGAUAUUUCAUCUUCUGUAACAUUUCAACAGAUCAAUGAACAACCUAAAGAAACACCGCUCGUUAAUGAUAAAGUCGAACAUCUCACAUCACUAUCGAUGUCGUCGUUCUCAUCUACUUCUGUCUCCUCUUGUAACAUAUUGUCCAUUAAAUCUGCUGAUAUGAACAAAAUAUUAGAGUCAUCAGAUAUCACAAAAAGUUCACUAAGAACCGCUCAUCCUUAUCUUUUAAAUUCUUGUCAAUCGUUCACAAAAUCAUCUUUACUACUGAAUGAUUCAAAAACUAUUUUACAAUCGAUUGAAUCACCCAUUCUCAAAAUAACAUCCUUACAAAAUAGUUUGACACUAACGGACACAAAUUUAAAUUAUCCUUUGAAUGAACUAACCUUUUUUGAUAAUCCCACUACACAAACAUCACCACCACAAAUCAGUGCUCGGUUUUUGGUAUUUGAUCAAUUGUUAGCAUCAUUUUUAUCUAUUAACCAUCAGAAAUGGUUAUUACCAUUACCAUCAUUACGUGUUGAAGAAAAUUUUCAACAAUUAGUCCCAUCAGAUAUUAAUAAUCUCAUUAAUCAUCUACUUAUAUUUGACGAGAAUCGUGAUGAUGGCAGUAAAAAUCAUCAAGAAUCAACAACAAUCGAUGAACUUUUAGUUAUGUCGAAGCCUAUUGAUGUUGUUUUGAAUUCAGAAAUAGAUUUAUACCGUUUAAAAAAUUUUUAUAAUAAUGUACAAAAAUGGAAUGAUUCAAUGAUUGAAGAAUGUAACAACAACGAUAGAAUAAUCGAAGUAAAAAAUGAUAGUGUUCAUAGUUUAGUAGUGCACCAAACACCAACAAAAUCAUCAGAGCUAUUGUGUAGAACUCCACCAUAUAUGAUUCAAGAAUUGUGUCUUCUAAUUCGAAAACUUUUAGAUCAACAACGACAACUAAAUAAUCAUAAAUACGAUUUACAACCAACAAUUGUUCUUCAGUUAGAAAUUUUACUUGAUCAUUUGACAGGUGAAAACACAUUCCAUGACAAAAAUUUUCAAUUACAAAUUUAUCGGAAUAAUGGCAUCUUUCAACAGACAGAUAAUCAUAUUCAAAUAUAUGAAAAUAACAAUACAUCUGUGUAUGAAGAUACUAGCCAAUAUCAGAAUAUCAUAUGUUCAAAAGACACAGUUACUCGUGCAAUAUCGACAGAUGAUUUAAUAUUUCAACAGCAAGGACAAAAACAAAUAUCUGUUGUUGCUACACAGACAAACAAUACUGAAAUGCUCGAUAAACAACAACAAUAUUCAUCUUCUCCAUUUCUCAUAGAAUUUAGUGAUAAUAAUAAAUUAAAAUGUAAAAAAACAAAACAUAAUGAGCACGGUGAUGGUGUAGAACAAUUAUCAAAAACAUUAUCCGAAGUCUAUCAUUGUCCAAAAAAAUUAUUAAAAACCUAUAGUGAUGAAUAUUUAUUUUUACCACAUUUUAACGAAACACCGUUUGAUCAACUACAAAAUACUACUGAUCAUAUGAAAGACACCUUAGUCUUGAAUAGUGAUGUUGAAAUCUCCAUUUCCUCGUCUUUAUUUUCCAUGGCAGACGAAAGUGAAACAUUUACUAUCGAAAAAUCUCUUCUACCAUUACCAUCUGUUGCUAAUAGUCCAAGUAAGACGGAAAAUUCAAUAUCAAGUAUGAAAACAUUAAAUUUGAAUCCACAUCUUACAAGUGCUCAUAGUGACACAUAUAUUUAUUCCAUUCGACGUUCAUCAUCAAUAAAUUGUAGAAAAAUUGGAUCUCAAACGUCAUACAACACACUAAUGAAAAAACUCAAAUCUAAUAAUAAUAAUAAAUAUCAAUGUUUAUUACUGAAUAGAAUGCAAAAAUUUUCAAAUUUGAUUGAAUUGGAAUCGUCGACGGCUGUUGAAGCAAGUACCGAAUUUACACCUGAUUUUUUUGGUGGUGAUAGUGUGUUGAAUAAUAGAACCGAACAAUUUGGUAUUGAUGAUGCGGAUGCCGAACAAAAAAAAGUUGAUGAUCGUACAAGUAUAUCCGAUGGUGGCACAAUGUCAUUGCCAACUGAAGAUGAAAUACAGAAAGAAACUCGUACAAAACAAACACAAACUAAACCGAUCGACGAUGAUUUAAGUAAUCAAGAAGCAACACUUACUGAAUCAUUUGGCUCUUUUGAACAACAAAGUUUAGAUUUUAAUAUUGAUAAUGAAAAUCUCAGAGAGAAUGAAGCGCAGCAACGUUCUCGGAAUGGUGAAAAAAUUUCCGGUGAAGAGGAGCAAUCUUAUGCUAAUUUUGAAAAUCAGCUGCAAAAAGUCUUCGAUCCUUAUUCAAAAAAUUGCGAUGCAGUCAUUAAUCUUAAAAAUAAUUUUGUUAAUAUGGAACAUUUUAUUGAAAAGAGUUGGAUGCAACCACAACAAUCACCAUUAGCAGAUGAUGAAAUAAUUUCUAAUCACAAAUGGCAUGAAGUCAAAAUAUAUUUGCAACAGCACAAUAUGUCUGACAAGACGUUGCCUAUAGAACAUCAAAGUCUGAUAUCAGAUUCAUCCCUAUCAACUUCGUUUCAACAAGCAAAAGUCAGUGAGAGGAUAGAAAAUAUAAUUGAAGACGAUUUAAAAUCAGUGUGUGAUGUUGAAGAAGAAGAUAGUAAAUAUGUACAGAAAAGUUUAGCUAUUGAUGUAUUCACAACAUCAUUAUUCGAUAAUAAACAAAACUUGAUGGAUAAAUCUAUUGAUUUUUACAGAACGAAAGAACAUGAAAUGACUACUAACUAUGAAUUUGUUCAUACAAUUCAAAUACCGAAUUAUGGAUUGAGUUGCAACGAAGAAAAUUCUCACAAAAAAUAUUCUAAAAUUGAAUUUAAAAAACGAUCGAUAUCGACUAAUAACAGCAACAUCAGUUCAGGUUUCAAAGUCAAACAUGUGAAUAUAAAAAAACAAUUAAUUGCAGAUAUAAAUAAUCGUGGACGAUCAACUAGUAUUGCUGGUAAACAGGUACGAGUUCAUUCUAGACAAUCAACACCAUCACCCCUUAAACAACAGCAAAUACCAACAUAUCUAACAUUUUUAAAUCAAAAUAAUAAUAAAUCGCAAUGUUUAUCAACUGAAGUGAAUUAUAAUGACAAUUUUAAUAAAUUAAUUAUUCGAAGUUCUUCCGAUUGCAAUUCUUAUUCACAUUCUGAAAAUCUGAUAUCGGUAAAAAAUAAAGAAGACUCGAACGAUAGUCAAAGUUUACAUUUAGCAGAUUUAGAAUCCAUAAGUCUGUCAAACCGUAUCUCACAGCAACAGAUGUGUUCAACGCAUUAUCAAUUGAACAACAAAUCAAUUUUUGCACAAGCAUAUCUAACUUUACCAUCAGUCGAUGAUGGAAAAAGUGCUCAUCGUUCUUUACCAGAACAAGGUCAAAAUUGUUCACCAUCAAAAGGUGUUGUUAGUUCAUUGAUUCAACGGGUAUUUAAUUUCAAAUCGAGUCAAAUGGUGGAUGAAAAUGAACUGAAGAAAACUUCUGAUAAAGUCACUUUUAAAAUGGCUAAAUUAAACUCAAAUAAUAACAAUAGUGAAGAAUUAGAUGAAAAACUGAUUAUGUGGUCAGAGUUAUCUCGUAUGAGUUAUAAUGAAUUAUGUCAACGACGAAAGUAUACUAUUGCUACUGCAUCGAAAAAUAAAGAUACAUUCAAAGAACUCGAUCAUAAUUUUGAUUAUAAUAUUAAAUUAGCUGAAAAUGUAUUAAAUAAUCUUCAAAUGAUAGAGAAAAAAAACGUUUUCCCACUAGUAACAUCACUAGUGUAUAUCAAUAAGAAAAUAAAUGUUGCAACAUCGCCAAUAAAAUUUGUUUCAUCAAACACUUCGAUUAAACUAACAACAUGGGCCCAUAUACGAAGAUUUGUACAAGAACAAGAUAAUAUUACUAAAUCAUUUUCGCUAUCUAAAACAUGUUAUAAUGUUAAACAUUUACAUGUGACGAUUAAACAGUUUCUAUUAAUAUUUGAAAAUAACGUUAUUUCAGCCAAGAGAAAAAAGAAGAGAAAGAAAGCUCGAUAA
Messenger RNA from Didymodactylos carnosus, 5319 nucleotides. The record is from the annotation of a GenBank genome assembly. Lineage: Eukaryota; Metazoa; Rotifera; Eurotatoria; Philodinida; Philodinidae.